GAGAGGUUGAAAGGGGAUAUAAUGCGCGAUGCAAGGAGCGCACAGAAAAAUUGGGUCGAUGCGCGAAAGAUGGCGGUCGGUGCGGGUUUGUGGUGUGCGUGAAAAGCGAGAUUUCGCGCACUUGUAGGCUUUGCACGUAAAAAAACCAGCAGCGUAGUUCACCCCCUACCCCUCGUUAAUAAACCGUUUCUCAAGAAAACUCGACACAUAAUGUACUCUUUAUAGUAAUAAAAAAAAAACGCACGUGUACGACAAUGUGUUCGCGCGAAAAUAAUCGCGUUAGGUCACUUUCGAUUACGAAUACGUGAAUAUUCGAGGAAGAUAAAAAAAACACACUGGGAGGAAAAAGAAGCAAGAAGGGAGAAACGACAACUAUACGUCGACGAUCCAUGUUAGAUUACGACUAUAGUUUGUUUACCACGGGGCUUUGUGCUUGUGUAAUAAAAACGACGUGAAGCCGUGUAUGAAAAGAAAAGAAAUCAGUAGCCAACGAGAAAAGUGUGACCGUGUUGGACCGAAAAAUCAAAUAGUGGCGGUAAAGAGGAGCCGGAUUUGGGCUCGGUUCUCCAAAUAACAAAUUAUAAGGACAAUAAUGCUGAAACAAUUGCAAAUGGGAAUGAGAGCUUUUCUCCUUAUGGCUUCCCGUGUGUGGACCUGCGUCUGCUUUCUACUAAAGAAGCAGGUUAGAGCCAUUUCACAGAUGCAACCAGUCAAAUAUGAAAUCUUCCCAUUGUCUCCACUUUCGAGGCAUAGACUGAGUAUAGUCAAGAGAAAAGUACUGGUAUUAGAUCUGGAUGAGACGCUGAUCCAUUCUCAUCACGACGGAGUAGCCAGGCCAACAGUUCGGCCUGGCACACCUCCUGACUUUGUUCUCAAAGUGACGAUAGACCGACAUCCGGUUAGAUUUUUUGUCCAUAAAAGACCUCAUGUUGAUUUCUUUUUGGACAUCGUUAGUCAAUGGUACGAGCUGGUAGUUUUCACAGCAUCCAUGGAAAUAUAUGGUGCCGCGGUGGCGGAUAAACUAGACAACAACAGAGGAAUAUUGAGACGUAGAUAUUAUCGACAACAUUGUACACCAGAAAUGGGUUCGUACACAAAGGACCUGGCUGCUAUUUGCUCAGAUCUGGCAUCAGUUUUCAUACUGGACAAUAGUCCUGGAGCUUACAGAGCAUAUCCACACAACGCCAUACCGAUAAAAUCGUGGUUCAGUGACGCGGGUGACACGGCUUUGCUGAGUUUGCUUCCAGUCUUAGACGCUCUCCGGUUCACGCAAGAUGUUCGCUCGGUACUUUCGAGAAAUUUACACUUACCCCACACCGGGUAGCCUUGUUCUCAUUGAAAUUUCAUUCGUUCAAUAGCUUUCGGACAGAUCGCAAAGAGCCGAGCAGCUUAGUGUGUCUAACUUAGAGUUAAUACCGUUAUUAAUAAUAUGAACAUUAAGACACAGCUACCCCAUGUGAAAUUCGUUUAAAAAAAGAAGAAAAGAAACGAGAUAUGAAAUGAAAUUGAAAAAUCCCUCCUUCUCUCCCGGAAUUGCAGAUCGAAGUUAGAUUUUGUUUUAUACUCGUGAAACCGUAACGAGUGCAUGUACUGAUCAGCGGGACCUCAAAGGCUACAGUUACGUCAGCACAAAACAUCCUAGGAUCGAAUCCUCGCUUUUUUGUAAUUAUUUUAUAUUUUCUUCAUUUUUUACGCUCGGAAAAAAAAACAAUUUAGAUCUAUUGUACAUAAUCAGUGCUACCUACCAUUAUUAUACUCUUGGGAAAUCGUGCAUCGGUCGGAUAUUCAAAUCGAAACAUUUAAUUAUGAGUUAUGAGAAUUUAUCAAAGUCUGUGUCAAAUCUCUGUUGCUUCUAUUCUCUUACUUUUCUCUUCCCCUUACUUCAUCUUUAUUUCUUUUGUCAUUCAUUAUAGUUAGAUGCGUUUUCCUGCUCCUAUCAUCCUCGAGGUCGCUAAUGUGCAAAAAUCUCGUCGCUGUUUCCCGAAAUGUUAUACUUGCGUUGUAUCAUACGAUAUCGACCUGGGAUCAUUAGAAAUGAAGAUACUAAGUCACAAUAUGCAGCGGACUUUGCUGUAACUCACUGUAUCAGUGAGGCAGAAGUCACAAUUUAUGUUUAAUAAAGAGUAUUAAUAAAUAUUACGAAAAAAAAGAGUAAAAAAACAAGACGAUAAAGGAAAAACAUAAGGACACAACAAGAGACAAAAAGAAGCAAAGCAGAUCAUAAUUUCGUUUCUUGUUAUAGCUGAAUUGGAAGAAACAUAUGAAAAAAAAAAGAAGAAAGUUCAAUUGAAAACAAAUCGAGUCUCUGAGAAAAAUGAAAUAAAUUCGUUUCGUGUGGAACGUUAAUUAUACAAACAAACGACCGUAAAUAAUUGCUCUUUCAGCUGAUGCGUUCAUCUCAUAUAAAUAAAAUAUACGAGAAAAAAAAGAGAUAAAGAACAGUGAAACUUUGAAAUAUUUACGUGGUUUGUACAUAUUAGACGAGAUAAAAAAAAAACAAUGUAAGUUUAGUUUGUAAGGGGCAACUGUUUUCUGUCUGCGAAUGCGUUGACAUUGGGACACGUAGGUUCACGUCGUUAGAACGGAUAUAUGUAGUAUAUAUGCAUGCGUAUAUAUAUAUAUAUAUACUAAUAUAUACAUGUAUAUAUGCACAUACGUAUGUAUGGAUUUGUAUGAAUAAUUUCUCGGAUACGAAGAUAAAUUAGGAAUCGAUGAUAAGAUAAAACAGUUUGGAGAUGCACAAGAUUUUAGCAUCUUCUAAUUAUUCUCCGAUGGCAAAACAAAAUAAUAAAAUAAAUUUUCCAGUGGAAAUACAAAAUAUGUGCUUGUUUCUCGACCAAUAUUUCUGACAAAUAAAUUGGUCGUUCUUUCAAUAUUUCAGAGUUAUAUACAGCAUUUAAUGAAUUCAUUCAAAUAAAUAGGAAUCAAACGCGCAAUAUAGCAGCAAAAAUGGUAUAUUUGGCUUGAAGCAUUGUCAUAUAAAAGAGAAAAGCGGUGACACGAAUAUGACACAAAGUACAGUAUGAAAUCGUUUUAUUAAAAACAGGUAAAUGUUCAACUCUUCGCAAUCCCUUCGUUUUCACUGCCGUGUGACGACAGGCAAUUCAAAUUGACAGAAAAUGCGAUCUCUCAAAAAGUACACAAAUACCCCUUUUAAAUAAAAAAAAAGAUUCAACCAUAUCUCCAUGGAAAUAAAAACUAAUGACAAAUA
Molecule: messenger RNA, 3211 nt
Organism: Venturia canescens
Lineage: Eukaryota; Metazoa; Arthropoda; Insecta; Hymenoptera; Ichneumonidae
Gene: Dd
Product: CTD nuclear envelope phosphatase 1-like protein dullard
Exons: 5
Coding region: 593-1324 (243 amino acids)
Molecular function (GO): phosphoprotein phosphatase activity
Source: RefSeq, a predicted model, not a curated record